AAGGGCCUCAAGGACGACCUGGAGGCCAUCGUGCACUUCGAGAAGAAGAGCUGCCCGAAGGGCAGGCUGACUGACACUGCCCAGUCCUUCUACGACGCGAUCCAGGCGCUCAUCCCGAAGAUGAUGGGCGCCGUCAGGGCCAAGGCGGACGGGGGCGCGACAAAGUCGGAGAUCAAUGAGGCCAAGAAG
Messenger RNA from Prorocentrum cordatum, 189 nucleotides. The record is from the annotation of a GenBank genome assembly. NCBI's taxonomy places the organism in Eukaryota, Dinophyceae, Prorocentrales, Prorocentraceae.